CGUUCUGCUCUGAGGGCACUUUGAAGUGGUGCGAAUAUUGGAGAGGGCCCAGCACGUUGUGCAGUCUGCAGGAGUCUCUGCAGGUCAUCUCGGUCAGACGACCUCCCAUGGCAACUGCUGGGUCUCUCCCGAGACCUCCCUCCUCGUCAGCGAGCGAGCAUUACGACAAUCCACGCGAUAGCCCCAAAGUGCACCUGGCCUGGCACACGGUAGCCGUGGUUGGUGAUUGCCACCGUGGCCAAUGGCUGUGUGGUAUUUGGGGAGCGGUGGUGUGGCGUUUAGCGCUGCUGCACUGCGAAUACGAACCCACCAGUGACGAUUAUCUGAACCAAAGGCGGGGUGGGGCCUGCUGGUGGCCACCCUCGUGUGUAACAGUGCCGGCCUUCAUAGGUGCUCGCUAACAACACUUGCCCCAACAGUCUGCUACGGGCUAUAUGGGGGUGGGUUCUUUGUUGACACAAUAGGAGGGCACAGGUGGUGCAUCGGCCAGUCGUCUCAGUCGACCCAUGGCACCACCUGGGUCUGUCCCAUGACCUGGCAGCGGGGGUUCGACACUUCACGUGGCCUUAACGUGCACAUCGCCUGGCACAAGCGACGUCACCGCCACUUUGUAGCGAAUAGCGGCGGUUGUUGUUGUAGUUGCAUGUAUCCGUGUCUCUCUCUGUGCAUGUGGGGGGUGCGGUAGCGUAAUUAAGAUUGGUUGCUGGCCAUCAUCCACGCGUGUGUGCCAACAGCGGCCGGCCAUCACAAGGUUGCUGCUCGCGAACAUGCAAAUGUGCCCCGACAGCCUGUUGUUACGGGGCUCCACGAAGGAGGAUCUUUGUAAAUGUAUUUGUGUAACUUCUGCCCGUGGGGUAACUUCUCUCUCGCAGGCUUCCACGCGUCGUCCCGAAGCGCCGGCCGUGGUGGAUUAUUUUUGUUAUUUCCCCACCCACCUAACCACCUACCACACUCUCCCCUGCGAACCGUGGGUAACUAACAGCGUGGGGAGGGUGUAUGUCGUCACACGCUCGUUCUAUUUCAUUAUCGCCUUCACGUUAUUAAUUAACGAGUCGCUGCUCUAUAUUUAAAAGUUCGUGCGUUAACGCCGCCCGAGUUGUCGUCGGUGGUGGUGGUGGUGGUGUGCGCAGCGCGGCUUGACGAAUUCCGGGGCAAGGCCUCGAUUUAUACAUUAAAAAAAACACAUUAACGUUAAGGGAAUUUUCGGAGCCACGUUUAAGCGAAUGCGUUAACGUGCUAAAAUGUAUUUAACAAAAAAAACGCGAACUUAAUGACUUUAUCAUAUUAUUUAACUUGCGACAGCCGUUCGUGUAAAUAGUUUUCGCUACAGUGGGUUGCGUAGCAUGCCGCUGUGGGCCCUCUGUCCGCGUCGGCUGGUCGCCCGGGUCUCCAUAACCCACAACAUGGCCUUGACUCUGCUCACGUUUCGUUCAUUCACAUGCCCUCUCGGCUCCCAGAUGCACUUUAAUGUAAACCCGUUGACCUCUAGUCGUGACCGAAUGCCCUCCAGACGUGGCCCAUUGCCCUCGGUUUCAUCCUCACGCUCAUUAGGGCCGUUAGAUGCAAUUUGUGGCCCAAAGCCCUUAAUUUCGGCUGGUCCAAUGCCCUCUAGUCAUAGCUCAAGUCGUGGAGGAAUGCCCUCAUGGCUAUCGAGCCCCUUGCCUGCCACCGAUUGGGACGUAAAACCUUUAAUCUCGGCUAUACGAAUGCCCCAUCGUGGCCCAAUGAGCUCCAAGUGGCCAUGCAUUUCGGUGGCCUCAUUGCCACCACCUCCGCCACCCUGCCGUCUAUUUUCCAACGUGGCUUGCUGGCCCAGCAGUGUGUCCCUUCCUCGCCGCCUGUGGCUGCCCUCACCGGGUGUUGCCCCGGUCUCGGGGUCUGCCAAGCGCGUUUUGUUCGAGCAAGGACAGUCACCCGAGCCGGGGAUACGCGAGUACUUCUACUACAUUGAUCACCUGGGCCAGCUCUUCCUCGAUGAUGCCAAAAUCAAGAAUUUCACUUCGUGCUUUAAAGACAAGAAGUUCUUGGUGUUCUUUUUCCACCGGCUCCAGGCCAAUGACACGCCACGGUACAGGAGCGAGUUUCCCUGGCUGUCACUGUGCGGCCGCGAACGCAACUACAUUCACUGCGACGACCGCCCCGUCGUCUUCACGGAGCUGCUGACGCCGCCGGGCAUGGGUGCCAGCGGCCGGCAGGAGCUGGCGUUUGGCCGCGCUGGGUCGGCGCUCACCGUGCCCUUUGAGCCGGAGCAGCUGUGCAUGUCUCGAGCGAGCGGACGCGUCUACCACCCAGCAGCGGAGCAAUUCGGCGGAGCGGGGCUCGUCUCCUCGGACCUGGCAAUGAGGCUGAGCCCCUUCUUCCGCUACGAGUCCGACGACGAGAGCGUUCCGCCCACACACUUCGAGUGGCAAGGGCGCACAUACGAGCUAACCAAUCAGCUCUGGGACGCGCUUAUGGAAGGGGAGGCGCAGUCACAUUCCAGCUGAUUGGUCGAGACAUAACGAUGUGAGACAACUAUUUGGCGGACCUGUAGCAAUGUCAAUUAAUUUCCAAAGCAACGUUAAAAUUCUGAUGAAUGGCUGGCCUUUGGCACCAGACACCGCAUUGGCUGAAUAAUUAUAGCACUCAUGGUCAGACAAUUGACCUAUACAUCAUGACACCUUAUUUUCCAAAUGUACUGUUAUGGGAUCUUUAUUUAGUUCUGCACAAUUGUUUAAAGGAUUGCUAAACCGAUUUCUAUUAAUAACAGUCAACUGUUUGGUUUGAGACUAAAGUAUGGUAUUCUCAAACUCUCAUUUGUCACAUCAGCAUUGAUACAUUUACACACUUAACAAUAUUUUUCAGUCAUACAUUAACUUAAGUGUAUUGUAUGUGGUCAGCAGUUGGUAUACUGUAUGUGGAAAAGUGUACUAAAGGACUGUAAUUUUGGGAUCACUGCUUUAAGGCCAAGUGAAAGUUCAGUGGUUCAGGAUCAUUUCACGAGCUUCAGAAAACAAUGGAGGUGCCGGGUUGAAAGGGUCAUUCGUAACGAAUGUUUUUUUUUUCUGAAGCCAAACCUACCUUUAUAUUUCACUUACCAAACUGAAUUUCGAUUUAAAGCUUUCGUGACUGCAGGGAUUCAUCUUCUUGGUUCUUUCGGUAAAGUCACGUAGAAGGGAAGUAAUAAAAUAAUAAAAAUAAAACAUAAUAAAAUAAAAUAAUAUACCAAACUGAGUUGUGUAAAAUGCCAUUGUUUGAUGAUGGGAGUGGAAGUGGGCCACGAAUUUACUAAUCUAGCAAAUACUUCCUCUGGCCAUGUCUCUGACUUUAAUACUCUGAAAAACACACUAUAUCGAUGUAGAUUAAUGCAGUCCCAGUCACAUCCAUUACUCAAUAUCAAGAGACUGUUUUCACCUGGAUUGGUAGGGGCAGAUAAGUGUGGUAGCAGGGAGUAUGUUUCAGUAAUGGAUAGUCUGGUGGAGCAAGUCCAUGGAGUAAAGUGCAUUUAUCAAGAUCAGGAGGGAGUGUGUUAACUGCUGUGAAAAUAAAAUGCGUCUACCCAAGUGCCUUCUAAUCUAAAUGGAUGUCACUACAUUUUAACAGACGUCACCAGAAAAUAUUUCUGGAAAGGAAUAAUAAUGUAUGAGAUGUUUGAAGUCUGUAUGACAGUUGAAAUUAAUGCAGAGUCCUAAAACAAUGACAUCAUGUAUGUGAAGUCUGGUCAUUUUGCAUGCGUUGCAUUUAAAUAUUUGCCGCAAGUGCAGUUAUUUGUAAAGUGGAUUGUAGUGUAAUUGCUAAAGGAAUUGACAAGAAUUGAGCGUAGAGUUAAAGGUUCAAGCGUCCAGUUCUUUAAACAUUUAUUUUAAUUUCACAGUAAUGAAGUCCCCACAGGGGUACUUACAUUUUUCAUGUUUUAACAAUCAUUCUGUCAGCAACACUAAAACCACUGUACACAAUUUUUUAUUGACGUUCUACGCAGUCCAAUCUGCACUUUUCACCUGGCUUGCUCCACCUCGCCUUUGGCUGAAACAAUUGGGUUGAGAAACACGACCAUGAAGGACGCUCAACCAUCAUGCACAUUCGCUCAUCUCCGUGGUCGCAUGGAUUUCUUUUUGGGUCCACAGGUUUUUCCUUCCACAUUUAGAAACGCGUUUUAGAGUAUUUGGCUGCUAUAAAUUUACACUUCAUUGAGCUAUCAAUUAUGGCCAUGUUGCUUCUGAUAAGGAGCUAUUUUGCUCAGUGGGCCUUACCUGGUAAAAUAAAAGUUUAGUUUUUAGUUUAUUAGAUAUUCUGGGAGGUCCCAUCCAAGUCCUGUCCUGACAGUUAUAGCCGAUUUAUAUAAACUGCACAAUAAUCAUACCGAAUAUUACAACAGUAUAGUUAUUAUUUACCAAAUUAUUACCUUGUAAUUCCAGUAUUCCCUUAUUUUAAACAUAUAUUAUUGACAUCAGAAUGCCAGUCUGGCUGUCAUGAAGUAACUAAUUAUUUGGCCAGUUUGCAGCUCUUGAUCAGCAACAAAGGAUAUUUGUGGCAUAAUUUGUGGUUUAAAAUACAUGUCUCGUGAGCAUGUGGACAAAUUCUCACACAUGGAACAUGCUGAACAGGAAAAUAGCACCGCUAAACUGGCAAAGAUCUCAUGAAAUGCGCAUACCAAUUAUUAAGAUGUUAAACGAACAACUAACCCUAUGACUAUGUAACCGAGCAAUGUGAUAUCUAUAUUUUAAAUGCAAUUUGGGAAAUUGGAGAGUGAAGAGAACCCAUGGAUUUGGGUGAAAUGUGCAGGAAAAAAUGCAACGCUUUUCGGUUUUAAUUAUAUUUUGGCAUGGCUUUGCAAUACCCCGCUAAACCCAAUCUCAUCAGCCCUGAAAGAAGGCACUACAUCUGUCAAAUUUGCCAUUGUUCCAACUGCUUUCAGAGCCUGGUCAACUAAGUGGAUCCACAUUGUCAUCAUUUCAUAAGGGACCAGAAGCAUUUGAAAAUAUGGCCAGACAAUAAAAAAUAUAGCAUUUGUAUGUUGACAUUUUAGUUUUUUUUACCACCAAAAAAAUUGCUGAAAAUGAAUGUUAUUCCUAUGGGAAUAUAUUGCACUAGAUACACAACGUGCAAAUACUGUGCGCAUAUCCUUCAUAAAUAAAGUCGAACCAG
Messenger RNA from Lethenteron reissneri (Far Eastern brook lamprey), 5124 nucleotides. RefSeq names its product chromosome 9 C8orf82 homolog (gene C9H8orf82). The record is from RefSeq and is a predicted model, not a curated record. Lineage: Eukaryota; Metazoa; Chordata; Hyperoartia; Petromyzontiformes; Petromyzontidae.